GCUGGUUAGUUGCCCCGGAGGCUCAGUUGGAGCAGUGUCACACAGGGAACAGAUGGUCAAUGGCUGGUCUGACGCGCUCUAUUGACUUUCUGACUCAGACACUGGGGGCCGGUCCACGCUGCGGUGGUGACACACUGUCCAGUGUUGUAGUCUGGGUGCAUUUAUUGAUUCCUGAGAGAGGUUUUGUACUGAUAGAGAAGCCUCACUGUCUGAUCUGAAGCCUGUGUUUUUAAACUGAGUGCAUGUGAGAGGGGAAAAGCUAGUUACGACGUGUGUUCCUGGCAAGCUGACGAAACAGAUUGAUCGCUCAGACGUGCAACAAAGAUGGCCUCCGUCGCUCCAUUCAGCCGCAGGCAGUGGGCGUCCCAGUCGCUCAGGGUCACCGCCAAGGAGAUGUCCAUCGUCUCCACCCGGGGGAAAAACAACGCCAUCGCAGAGCGCUUCUCCAAGUACCAGAUGGCCGCAGAGGAAGGCAACGCAGACAAGAAGAAAACGGUUGCAGAACCUCUGCCGUCCACAGUACGCAGCGGGAAUCUGAGUGUUUUAAAGAAACGCUGGGAGCAGCAGCAGCAGCAGUCGGGCCACAGAACCCAAUCUCAAACCACACCCUGCGACCCUGCUGACCCUGAGACCCACAUCAGUCAGUCAACAGGCCCCAAACCUGCACCCAACUCACAGCUCGUGCACCAGCACGACACCCUGAAAGCCACCGACCAGGAGCCAGAGACACAGGUUCACUCUGAGACCAGCUCCGACCCACCUGAGGGUCUGACCGACAUGGAGCCCAGCAGAGAUUCAGAGGGGCAGGAGGGAGCAGCAGCAGCUGAGGUACCCGAGUCCGAGAAGCCCAGUGUUCCCCUCAACAGCCUCAAGAUGAUGUUUGAGAAGGGAGAAAACCCGACCGACAAGGUGUCCAGAGAGCAACCCAGCAGAGGAACCAACGGUAACACUGCCAGCAUGGACCAACUUCUAGGAGAUGGAAGUCUUGCAGAGUCCACUCCUCUCCGGGACAGGAUGGCCCUCUACCAAGCUGCCAUCUCCAAACAAGAAGUCCCGCCCACCUCAGUCAGUAGUGAUCAGCUGGACACUUUCUGUGGGAAGCAGAAGGAGAACGUUCCUCCGUGCACUCUGGACAUGAGUCCAGAGUCUGAACCAAACGGCAGGAAAAGUUUUACCUCCGAGAGCAACGGCUCGGCUUCUGGCACCCCCGUGUCCUCCAAUCAGAGAGACUCUUCUCAGCCCAAGUCCUCCAAAAGCUUCCGGCUGCCUGUGAGGGAGACCUGUGUGUCCUGUCUGAAGACGGUUUAUCCUCUGGAGAGGCUGGUGGCCAACCAGCACGUCUACCACAGCUCCUGCUUCCGCUGCUCUCACUGCAACACCAAACUGAGUUUGGUGAACUACGCCUCCCUUCACAACAACGUCUACUGCAAGCCGCACUUCUGUCAGCUCUUCAAGGCCAAAGGAAACUACGACGAGGGCUUCGGCCACCGGCCCCACAAAGAGCUGUGGGAGAGCAAAGGGGACAGCGGCGGUGAGACCUCGCCGCAGUCCAACACUCAGACCGGGCCGAAGAUCCAGAGCCCGGUCUCAGACCUGGACAGCCCCAGCGUGGAGGACUCCCCGCUGGCCAAGGUCAACGUGCUGACCGCCACUAUGGAGGCUCUGGGUCAGGGAUCGGCAGAGAAGUCCGACAGACCCACCGAGACCCGCAGGCUGAAGAUCUCCUGGCCGCCACGAACGGAGCUGGAGGACGGGACCGGCCGCAGUGGCGCCACAACAACCCCAGACGGGGGCUCCGCCAGCAAGCCCGUCCGACCCAAGUGGCCCCCAGAGGAGGACUCCCCUUCCUCGGCCCCAGAGCAGGCCAGAGAGAUGCCCUGCCUGCGCCGGAGCUCCUCCCUGAAGGAGCGCAGCAUGCCCUUCACACUGGCUGCCAACUCCCCCGCCCCCGAGGCCAGAAGACAGAGUCCGCCUCCCCCCGCGGAGGACCGGCAGCUCAGCCCUGAACCCUCCGGCAUGGAGCUGCAGCACGGCGGCCAGACCCCCACUGAGGACGUUCACACAAGCUCAGGAGAGGAGGAGCAGGAGGGGGAGAUGAGUGAAAACAUGCCGGACCAUCGCCUCACCAAUGAGGACAAAGACAACACUCCAGAGGAAGAGGAAGAGGAGGAGGAUGAGAAGAUGGAGGAGGAGAUGGACGGAGGUGUGUUGGAGGAAGAGAUGAAACAGCAGGAGGUGCCAACAGACAUCUCGUCUCCUGAGGGAGAGGUGGAGGCCAGCCGCUCCUCUCAGGAUGUGGGCUUCUGGGACAGCGAGGAGGUGGAUGAUAAGGAGCAGCAGAAGCAGCAGCAGGAGGAGGAGGAGCAGGAGGCGCUGUCGGUGGAGGAGAUGAUCAAACGAAACCGCUACUACGAGGACGAAGAGGAGGAGGAGGAGGAGGGAUGUAUAAACUUCUCUCGGCCAACGACGACCGCCACGGACACUUUAGACUUUCUUGCCAUUCCUUCUUCUCCUUCUUUAGACGUCUUCCUCCUCUUCCUCUCUUCCUAAAAGAGUUGCUUCAGUGUCUCAUGUGAACUCUACUGAACUCUUUAUUUGUGCCUCUUCAAACACUUUCUGAACCCUUUUUUUUAAACCAUUUCCUUACGAGACUGUUUUUAAAUGUACAAUAUUUAAAAUACGCCCCCCCCCCCCCGUAAUCAAUAUUUUUAAAGCAGAAAUGUCAGAAGGUUGUGACACACAGAGGAUCGGUUUAUUUUUGUGUACAUGACUUUUGUAAUUUUCUAUUUUUCAUUGAACGCCUCCGAAUCUGGGAAAUGCAUCGUCCUGUUGUACAAUUAUACAAAAUGGCCUCUUUAAUUAAUGUUUAAUAGGAAAGUUUAAAAGAAGACACUUUUAGAAAAGACGGCACUUUGAUCUGUUACCUUUCUUCUCUUUUUAAAUAACAGGUUUUUGGUUUAAGUCACUUUUUAUUUUUAAGUUGCCAUUCUGUAUGUACAUGUUAAACUUCAAAAAAAAAAAAAACACUUGUUUUGUUUUUCCAAUUUCAAGAGUAAAAACUGGAUCUGAAACUGUUUUUAAACCAGGGGACCAAAUAUCCGAUUGCUACUGUUUAAAUAAAUUGUUAUAUACAAAA
This is a messenger RNA of Dicentrarchus labrax (European seabass), 3136 nucleotides long. RefSeq names its product LIM domain and actin binding 1a (gene lima1a). The coding region runs from base 325 to 2550 and encodes 741 amino acids. Gene Ontology annotation, cellular component: actin cytoskeleton; plasma membrane. The transcript is spliced from 11 exons. The record is from RefSeq and is a predicted model, not a curated record. Gene Ontology annotation, biological process: actin filament bundle assembly. Gene Ontology annotation, molecular function: actin filament binding. Lineage: Eukaryota; Metazoa; Chordata; Actinopteri; Moronidae.